AAAACCAAAAUGGCAGUUGGAUUAACGUUUGCAAACUCGGGGUCUCAAGUUUUUUGGGCUGAUAGAGUACUUUAUACAAUUGAAAGCAUUAUGCUGGAUGGCUCCAACCACAAGGUUAUUCGUAGUCGGCUGCAAGGUUUGGUCUUAUUUGCCACAGGUCAAGAUAUUUUGCUCUGGACAACAUACAAUAAUGGUUCUACAACGAUCUGGUUUAGCAAAGCCGAUGAACUGGGUCACGGGUUUCUACAUGUUGAACAACCCUUAGUAGAUUUAAAAGUAUACAACCGACUAGAACAGCAAGGCAGCAAUAGAUGUUCAGAAAACAAUGGCGGUUGUGGACAAAUUUGUUUGCCAAAUUCUGAAGGCCGUACAUGCAAAUGCUCAACGGGUCAGCGUUUGAUCAAUGCUACUACUUGUGUAGAAGAGUUGAGAUGCCCAGAUGGAUUCCAAACAUGCAAGGACAAGUUGAAGUGUGUCACUGUUAACCAAAUAUGUGAUCGCCAUGCUGACUGUCUAGAUGGGUCUGAUGAGAAAAGUUGUGUCUUUCUCGAUCAUGAGCUUAAAACUAAACCAGCCAAGCUGCCAGGGGCGACCAAGGUUCAUGAUUCCAAUGGAGAGAGAAUUUCUCCGACUGAAACACCAGCCCGCGGACUUGGUUCAACUAUUGACAUGACAAAUUCAGAAUUUGAUCUGCCGUCAGAUUUUGGAAGGAAAAUGGAAUCCAGACCGUGUAACAGUGAAACCUGUAAUAUGAGAGGAACGUGUGGGGUUGAAAAUGAUGAAGUUAAAUGCCAGUGUAUGCCAGGCUAUAGUGGACUGUUUUGUGAGACUGGACUGAAACCGCUUGCACUUCCAGCGACUCUUGGUACCAUCGCGGUUUUGAUCGCUAUAGUUUCUGCAGUUGUGAUACUUGUAUAUGUCACAAGACGGAAGGCUUUGCAAAGGACCAUGAGUUGUGCAUCUACAAGAAGCCUAACUCAAAACACAAAGGUCGUGGAGCAAUUGGAAUUUGAGAAUGUAGCAUCUGAAACGUUCCUCAACGAGGCUUUUGAUUCUGAAGGCUUUACUUUGGAGCAGGGUCAUGCUUGAGAUAUCUUGCAAAGAUGCCAGGAGUUGGUAAUGCCUUUGCAGGAUUCAAUGUGACUUCAGCUGCACAGAGAAAUUAACAUUUUGAAGCCGAAAUCA
Molecule: messenger RNA, 1185 nt
Organism: Pelobates fuscus (common spadefoot toad)
Lineage: Eukaryota; Metazoa; Chordata; Amphibia; Anura; Pelobatidae
Product: low-density lipoprotein receptor-related protein 1B-like
Exons: 8
Coding region: 10-1089 (359 amino acids)
Biological process (GO): receptor-mediated endocytosis
Cellular component (GO): plasma membrane; signaling receptor complex; apical plasma membrane
Molecular function (GO): hormone binding; protein binding
Source: RefSeq, a predicted model, not a curated record